This is a messenger RNA of Strongylocentrotus purpuratus (purple sea urchin), 1178 nucleotides long. RefSeq names its product galanin receptor type 1-like. Gene Ontology annotation, molecular function: G protein-coupled receptor activity. Gene Ontology annotation, cellular component: membrane. Gene Ontology annotation, biological process: G protein-coupled receptor signaling pathway. The transcript has 3 exons. The record is from RefSeq and is a predicted model, not a curated record. Bases 1 to 1161 code for a protein of 386 amino acids. Lineage: Eukaryota; Metazoa; Echinodermata; Echinoidea; Camarodonta; Strongylocentrotidae.
AUGGCAGCGGCAGUCACGGCAGGAUCGAGUGUGUCUUACACGACACCUACUAUAGUCAACCAUUCCUGUACCUUCGUGCUUCUCGACGAUGAAUGUGACCUGACCAUUCUCCUCUCUACUAUCAUGUUCUUCACCACCCUGUUUAACAUCGUAUUCGGGGUCAUCGCCAACUUUCUCGUGAUCGGCGUGAUUCUCGCGUCUCGCGAGAUGUGGACAAUCCCGAGCAUCUACAUUACGAAUCUUGCAAUCUCGGAUGUGAUGGCGCUGUUGUUUGUAGCAGGGUCGAAUUGUUAUGAGUAUUACAUCGGAGCAUUCCAAGUAGAGGAGUACCAAAGCACACAGACUUUCGUAUUCUACAUGGAGUUGGUGACUGUUAUGGCAACAGUUGCAAUGAUGAUCGCCCUCACCGUUGACAGGUUCUUCGCUAUCGUCUACCCCUUGCGAUCCCAGAAGUAUCGUACUAAGAAUCGUGCUAUCAAAAUCUGUGUUGCCGUCUGGAUUUUUUCGUUCUGUUUUGGAGGCACUUAUUUCGGUGCUCCCAUCGAAAGUAAAAAUCUGGAAGCUUGGAAGGAACCUAAUGCCAAAUAUCUGAUCUCAUUGGGAGCUGUCUUCACGUACAUCAUCCCUCUUCUCAUCAUCUUCGGUUGUUACACGGCGAUUAUGCGCACCAUCUGGAAGAAUCGUAUUUCUGACGAGCGAGCAUCGGACCAAACGCGAAAGAGACGGAAUAAACAGAAACACGCAGUGUUACGCGCAUCCAUGCUCGUGGUCGUUCUAUUUGCUGUCAUCCAAGGAUUCUACAUCGCAACUUUCUUGUGGAUUGCAUUUGGCGGAUCUCUCUUAGUGGACCCAUCCCUCGUCAUCAUCGUAUUCAACGUUGCUCAAGGAUUGUAUCAACUAAACAGUCUUAUCAAUCCGUUUUUGUACGCCCUCUCGCAUGAAAAGUUCUAUCACUCAAUCUGGCGUGUGAUUUCAUGUUCCUCUACUUGCUGCCGAUGGAAGACAUCCCUGAACAUUCACCUUCCUCGAGCGGCCAAACCAAACGGAGUAGAGCGACCGUCUGAAGCGUCUGAGGUGAAUGGCGGAGGAGAAUGGAAGUCUCAAGGAGUCUAUAACCUUGCCUAUGAAGUCAAUACGCCAGAAGUCUCGACUAGAUUGUAACUAAAAGCAGUGGCGUA